Molecule: messenger RNA, 4037 nt
Organism: Porites lobata
Lineage: Eukaryota; Metazoa; Cnidaria; Anthozoa; Scleractinia; Poritidae
Source: the annotation of a GenBank genome assembly
AUGGCGGAGAGUUCGAAAACACCGAAAGCGACGCGAAGAGGAGGGCGAUAUUGCGCCGCUGGAACCCCAAACCAGCGAAGUUGUAAAAAUACGACAUUUACGCCUGGAAUACGUAUGCACGAGUUUCCAUCUGAUCCGUCUGUAAGAGCUCAAUGGGUGCAAUUUGUGCGUCGCCAUAGGCAUGAUUAUAAAGACCCGACCUCGAAGUAUGCUUCGUUAUGUUCUGCACAUUUUGACGAAUCUUGCUAUGAAAGGAAGAUGUCAGUUGUCAGGUCUGUGAAGAAAGAGUAUAAACUUGAAAUGAGAGUCUUUUUAAAAGCGACUGCCGUGCCAACGAGGGAUUCUGUUACCCCUCAGUCACCUGAAAAGAUCAGUCAGCGAGAAAAGAGGAAGGUAAGAAUUUCAUAUGUUUACACGCUUAUUUCCAGCGAUCUGUGCUACAGUAGUAGUCCCACAUAUUUUUUCUAUGUCAGGAAUACCAGCUACCGUUUACUUGUCUUCAUAACUAUUUAAAGAUAUGUACGAUUUGCUUAGUUUUCACCACUUCGUGACUUUCAAGAGAGUCUAAAAAUGACCUUGAUGUGUGAUGUGACGUCAGUAAACAAGACGGCCGCAUUUUUUUAGGUUUCUUCCGACAAAGUGAGAAGAAUAAAAACCCUUAGUUUUGGUCGUCGUUGACAAUAAUUCGACGCCAAUAGGUAAACUAUAUUAGUCCAGUUAAACAGUCAAAAGGGUUUCCUUUUUUAUCCUAGAAAAAGAAUUGCUGUUUUCUUUACAGACAUAUCAGAUUUUAUUAAUAGUUAGCUUAUAUAUUAUAAUGUUUUUCGGAAGUGGCAUUGUAAUAACAUCAAUAAGUUUUACCUGUUCUUUGUUUCUUGUUUUAGUUAACACGUGAAGUUAUGGCUAAAGUGAAUGUGCCUCCCAAAAAGAAAAAGAAAAAGCCUUCCUCAUCCACUGCUCCUGCCACUUUGGAACCAGCUUCUGAUGGUACAACAUCUUUAGACCAAGGUGCAGAAUCAGAAGCUGUUUCCAAAGACAUGCAAAUGCCUACUACUUUGCCUGGGCCAUCAACUUCUGGUGAGGACGUUAUAAACAUCCCAUCAACCUCAGCCUCUGUUACGGUGCCUACAAUUCAGGAGCCUGAGGAGCCUCCUUCAGACAACUCAGCAGCAUAUGGUACGACCUCAUCCUCCAUGCAUACUGGUACAACAAGCUGUAAAGGAUGCAAGCACAAAGCAGAGUACCAAAAAGCAAUGCCCGCGAAGAAACGGCUGAAGGGCAAAGUGAAAGGUCUAAAAAAGGAGGUCUGUUCUUUGAGGGCCACCAUUGCUGAACUUCAGAGUGUAAGUUUUACUCAGUUUACUACCAUAUUUUAUUUUUUUCAAUAACUUGAAGUAAUGCUCUAAAAGAAUAAUAUAACCUUUUCUUGGUUUUGAUUUAGUGUGUGGCUGAAAACGAAACAGAGGAAGAAGAAGGAGAAUCUGCACAGCUAAGUAGUGAGCGUACUUCACAUGGCCAAAAUUAUUUUUCAUGGUCAAGCACUGGAGAGGAAGAGGAGGAUGGUGCUGUGGAAGGUAAUGACCAAGAGUGGGGCCCAACAGGAGCGAGUUCAGAGGAAGAGCAAACCACAGAAGAUGAGGAAGAAAUACCAGAAUCAAAUGCAAAUGAUAUAAAGUAAGAAUUAAUGUCUGUAGCCCAUUGUUUAGGUGUCGUUGGAAAAGCCACUCUUGGGGUUACCUUCUUGUGUUAAGUUCCUUCCUGCUUUCAUCUGAAAAUCAGGGUGUUUCUUUUUGUGUUUGUUGUAGUAUUUCUCUUGGCUUAAGUUCUUCAAGUAUUAAGUUAUGUUUUCAUCGUUCAAGAUGUAAAAUUAACGUGUCAUGCUUUGGAUCGAUUACCUAUUGAAACUUUCAAACUUGUGAGCCAUGAAUUAUUGAAAAGGUCUCUUUUCUUUGUUUCAAUACUGUAUAAUAAUUAUAUAUAUAUAUUAUUCUUUUCUUUUCAGGGCAGAUGCAGACUCUUCUGACUACCAUUACAACCAGCCAAAAUUUAUUGUUUUUUAUGAAAUGCUUUUGAAAAUUUUUUUGUUAUUUUGCUUCAACUGCAAAGAAAAUAAUCCUCAAGUGUCUAUGGUUCAAAAUGGCACAAUGGUGACUGUUAGGCAGAAGUGUGCCAAAAGCAUUAAGGGAUAUGUGUGGACCUCUCAAAGGAUGAUGCCUCAUGGAAAAUAUCCAGCUGGUAAUGUCCUAUUGAGUCUUGCUGUUUUGAUGGCUGGUGCCUCUAUCAGCAAGAUUCUCCUUGUGUUUCGUCACAUGGGACUGGUUUGUUACUCUGCAAGAACAUUUUUUAAGCACCAAAGAUCGUUCCUAUUUCCAGCUGUUAUUCACCAUUGGGAGUCCUACCAGACUGACCUCAAUAAGGUCAAGGACCUGAAGGAUGUAGUUUGGGCUGGGGAUGGCCGGUAUGACUCCAUGGGGCACUCAGCGAAGUAUGGUGAAUACACAUUGCUAUGUACAACCAUCAUGAAAAUUGUACACUUUGAGCUUGUUCAGGUAUGAAGGUUUUAUAAGUGCAGCCCUUCCAUAUAAAAGACAUGACAUGAAAGCCACCAUUUAUUAAAACCAAGAGAGAGUGCAGAGAAACAAAAUAAGGUGUUACUCAACCUUGAAAAAUUGUAUUCAGUUCUAGUGAUAUAGAACCCUUACAACACAUCUUCUUGUCAUCCAAUGAAAAUUUUCAGUAAAAUUACCCAUUUACUUUGUUAUGUGAACUGAAUUUUUUUUUUUUACCUUACUGUUGUAAAAAUAUAGUUUCAAGCAUCUAUUAAGAACACGAUGUCUUGGACCCGCCAAUUAUUGAAGAUUUAUUAGAUCUCUUUCUCAAAAAAUUUCUUACAGGCAAAUGAGACUGGUGGCAGCUACCAAACAGAGCUUGAAGGAGUAAAACGGUGCUUUGGCUUUCUGCAGCGGCUUGGCGUUAAAAUUGGGGUGUUUAUCUCUGACCGUCAUAGAGGUAUAGCCAAAUGGAUUAGAGAAAACUGCCCUGGCACUACUCACUUCUUUGACAUUUGGCAUGUGGCCCGCUCAGUUACCAAAACGCUGCUUGCUGCAAGUAAAGAGAAGGGAUGUGAAAUCAUCCAGGAUUGGAUGAAGGGAAUUCGCCGACACCUUUAUUGGAGUGCUACAUCUACCAAACCUGGUUUUGGCAGCCUCAUCCUGGCUAAGUGGAAUUCAUUCCUGCGACAUGUUGCAAAUAAACAUACUGAUCACCCUGACCCACUCUACAAGGUCUGCAAUCAUGGAAACCUUCCAUCUAGAAAGUGGAUCAAAAUUGGUGAGGAUAUAAUUUUUAAUGUAUUUAUAAUUAAAGGUCACAGCUGUUGGAAUUGUCUUUAAUUUUAGUGUACCAAAAGUUCAUGUACACCCUUUUACUUUUUAUUGUAGGUACUGCUGCCUAUGACAAACUUAAAAGCCUUCUCACAGGCAAAGCAUUGCUGAAGGAUAUAGAGCAGUUGUCUCCAGAUGCCCAAACAAGUUGCUUAGAGGGGUUUCAUGCCACCUUGAACCACUGGCAUCCAAAGAUGAUUGGUUUCUCUUGGCUCGGCUCCUUUUGCAGGUAGUACUAAAUUUUUGUUGUCAAAUACAAAAAAUUAUGUUACAAAAACAGUUAGUGUCCAACAAACAUUUUUUAAAUUAAUACUGGUUUUUCAUGACUAUUGACUACAUAACAGUUAGUACUUAAUUGACAACCAGUGGUUUCAACAUAUUUUGAAGUAGGUGCCUGACUCUGGAAAAGUAGGCAGCUGUUACAAUCGAGAUUGUUUGUCUAGAGCUGAUAGUUAUGACCAGAGUAGCCGGCGACAUGCUAUCAAGUAGCCGGUUUAACUCCGGCGGUCACUGGCUUGUUUUGAAACCCCUGAUUGACAACCCAUUUCAAGUCAUUGCACCCUCCUCCUGCCCCUCAUGUCACAGAAUGCUUGUUUGGAAUUUGUUUUCAGACACAUCCUUGCCAGUCUCCACUUCAAUGAGAAUCUUCAUAGG